Molecule: messenger RNA, 3595 nt
Organism: Cloeon dipterum
Lineage: Eukaryota; Metazoa; Arthropoda; Insecta; Ephemeroptera; Baetidae
Product: protein SCAI
Exons: 14
Coding region: 202-2022 (606 amino acids)
Biological process (GO): DNA-templated transcription
Cellular component (GO): nucleus
Molecular function (GO): transcription corepressor activity
Source: RefSeq, a predicted model, not a curated record
UGCUUCCUAAAGGAAAGGAUACAAUUAGAUCGCCCUCCCUUCUGCCUCGGAUGUCAAGAGGCUGUUUUUCGUUAAGGCCCGCUUGGAGAGGGGCCAAGUUUAUUUGAAUCCGAACGAGCAGGCGGAGUUGGCAAUAGAGCGAGAACGGCAAACGCCUACUUUUUAUGCUGAUUGCACUGAAGCAAAGAUCUCCCAGAAGAAAUGGUCAUCACAGCAAGCAUGGAUGAGCACGAGAGGAAGAUAGUGAUCGAAUUUUGUCAUUUGCUCGAAAAGUCCAAGCAACUGUUCAAUGGAUUGAGGCGCUCUUACAUCAACCCCAAUGGUUUAUUGCUCCAAAAUAUUGCUUCCCCAGAUUUGCCUCAGUAUGGCCACAAACAGUGGCAGGCAUACUUUGGCCGCACCUUUGACAUCUACACAAAGCUAUGGAAAUUCCAGCAGCAGCACCGACAAAUACUCGAUUCAAAAUAUGGACUCAAAAGAUGGCAAAUCGGGGAAAUUGCCUCCAAAAUCGGCCAGCUGUAUUACCAUUAUUAUUUAAGAACGAGCGAAACCAAUUAUCUGAACGAAGCAUACUCAUUCUACGCUGCCAUCAGAGGCCGGGCGUACUACUCGAGGGCGGCCAAAGAGGACAGGUCUGAUCUGAUGGUGAAAAAGCUGCGCUACUAUGCUCGGUUCAUAGUGGUGUGUCUGCUGCUUAAAAAGAUGAAACUUGUCCGUGAACUGGUGGUGGAACUGGACAAACAGAUAGUGGAUUACACAAGCACAUAUGAACCGGAUGAUCAACUGGAAUGGUCUUUGGUGCUUGAGGAAAUCAAGUCUUUCAUCAAGUCAGACAGUGUGAUCAGCGUCCUGCACGCUGACAGCAACCCUAUCAUAUUGUCUCACAGGCUGAGUCCAUUGACCACACCACCAGUAGAAAAGGCGCCGAUCAUGAACUUGUCGCUGCAAGAAAUCCUGAUCAUUGGAAACUGCAGCGACCAAGUGAAGUUUAGUGAGCUGACGAUGGACAUGUUCAGGAUGCUGCAAACUCUGGAGCGUGAGCCUCAAGAGGAUUUCAACCACAUUUAUGACGCAUCUCCAGCUCCAGGCAGAACACCAUUCACAACACUUUCUGUUUCGUUUAAGGACAAGCCCAGCUACAAGCCUGGAUACCCCAUGGUGUCUGGUUGUCAGGAAAACGGUGACCGGCCCUUGAAAAGAGAAAAUCCCCACAAAUAUCUUCUUUACAAGCCAACUCUUAGUCAAGUUCUUGUUUUCCUGGCCUCAGGCUUCAAGGAACUUCCUCCAAAUGGCGCUCUCAUGCUGUAUAUCUCGGCAGACGGCUGCUUUUGCAAUUCAAAACAUCCAGAAGACAUGGGUUACGAUCUGGGUGGAGUUCACACUAGUAGCAAAAGAGAGGUAGACGCUCUCAACAAGAAGUCAACGCAGCUUAAAGAGAUGCACUGUCUUUACCCUGGAGACCUGUACCCCUUCACAAGAAGGCCACUCUUUUUAGUUAUCGACUCGGACAACUCCUUUGUUUUCCAGCACAUGCCCAGAUAUUUUGGGCAGCCUCUAGUCAUCCUAAUGUCUCCUCAAGAUAUUCCUGCACCAUUUAUUGAUCACCAGCACAACGGUAACUUGUUCACGCUCUUCUUGCACAGUCCCCUCACUGCUUUCUGCUACAUUUGCAACAUUAUGACUGUACCUAUUCAUCUCUGGGAGAGAUGCCAAACGUUUAUUGAUCGUUUUGUGACGGAAGCAAGUCGACUAUUCACAAGAUGCAGGAUUGAUCCUGCAUAUCUCCAGUUCUUUGGGGACGAUUUCCUGCGCCUCCUGUUACUUCGUUAUGUGUUUUGUGAUGUCGUCCUCAACCUGCAUAGAUCUUUUAAGGGACGGCACUUUAGGCCGCGGAGCCAGCCUCCCUUGCCCGAAAUGGAGCUUCUGGAGCACCCAGCGCUGAAGCACCUGGUGUUCGACCUGGCCGCGCACCUGGAGGUCCGCACGCACUUCUCCGACCCAGCUGUCGAGUUGAUGGACUGAUGUGAUAGAGGGAAACGUAGACUCCCCGAGAUGCGGUGUCCAGCCGGCAGCUAACAGUUUCCAGGUGUGUGGCUCGUUGGACGCACACCACCAGCAUGAGUUGACAUAAUAUGACGUGAAACUUUAAUGUACAGCACUUGUGAUAUCAUCCAAUUACUAUGUAUGUACUGUGCUUGAACUCACCAUUGAUUUAAAAAGAGGUAAAAUGUUCAGUGUUGAAAGAGUCUAGUUUGACCAACCACUUCUUUCCGUUUCGCAUUCCAUGAGCAAACUGUCAAAAGUCUAGGUAACACGACAUGCGAUUAACAUUAUAACCUAAAGGGUAACUUAUAAUCGAGACAGUCUUUUUUAACAGUCCAUUCUUAGCAUUUGACGAUGUACUAAAUUACGCAAAUCUAACGACUAUAUAAAUACAGAAAACACGCAACUAUCAAGAUACUGAAAAUAAUUUCACCAAUUCUCAAAAUAACUAUUUAUAGCUAAGACCGAGUUAACCAAUGGUAAAAUUUGAGUCUUUACAACACAAAUCUCAAUAUUUAAUAUUGUGUGUUUAUAUGUCUUGUAAAGGCAAUUGUUUUUCUUCCAUUUCUUUCACUGCGCAACAUAUAUGUUAUGUCCAAUUUUCAUGAAAAUCAGUGUCCGCCACCACAAAGGUGUUAAGUUUCCAUCAUGGGGUACAAAGUCAUUGAAACACAUUUAUACACACAGCUGCAAAGUAAACUAUCAGAGCAUCCCAUCUCAAAUCGCCCAUGUAAAUAAAUUUAAGACAUUGCAGCUUUAUACGUAAACACGUAUUACGGAUAUGUACCAAAUAAAAUCAAUAUCAAAACUAUAGUCUCAAUGAAACUUAAAAUCAACUUCUGGUCUUAUUCAGUUUCGAUCACCUUCGGUUGGAAAUAUUCAAACCUCAACGAGUGUCGGUAUUUUAUGUCUGUGAAUGUAAAAGUAAUACUCAUUUCUGUAUUUAUCAUGUAUAAAUAAAACUAUUUAUUGAAAUUAUUUUCCAAGCAUAUGAUUGCAAUAAUAAACAUAUAAAUGGAUUAAAAAAUUACAUUAUCAGGGUUGUUAUUCAUUAUGCUUGAUCAUUGCACCAUUGUCGUUCAUACUAACUUGCCACUGCAGUCGCUUGCUCAUUUAACAGCACACAUCAGCGAGAUUAUCACAUGGUCGAGGCGAUUUUCAACUUGACACACAAAAUUGCGCUCGACUUCUUUAUUUUCUUGUUGGACAACGCAACACAUUAAUUCCAACUCUCGCAGCGUGAAACAAAAGCCAAGCUAUGAUAAUUACAAAAUACACUGGUGUUAGUUAAUGCUCUCCGAGGUUAUGGUAAUUCGUGUUUGAUUUUAAAGCCUCUGUUAUGUUCGUGUAAACGGUGAAAAGUUGCUCUCUGCUUGUUCAUACCAGACAAUCGCAUACCCUGCGCCAGAUGCUUUGGGUUUAAGUGUUAUGCGUAUCGUUCACAUUUAUUGACAGACGUGGAAGGAAACAUUUAAGCCGGCUUGAUAUGUUGCACAUAAUGCUGAAGCUUAGUUCAAAAUCCGCAAAAUUCGUAGAAGCCAGUCACGUGAAA